CCGACGCAACAGAGCGGCGGCUUCAACCCCUCGGAUGGGAAGCCGCUCCUCACGUCGCACACGCCCCUCUGCAAACAAGUUUUUUUUUUUCUACGCCAACUCUCACUGCUUCUGUAUGCAGUCUCCUCGGAUGUCAGAGAGCAGCUUUGGAGGGGGAGAAAGCGGGAGUGGAGCCUCCUGACACAUGGGGGAGAUGCUUGCGCUGGAGACCGGAGCCUGCAAGCGCAGCUGAGGAGGAGGAGGAGGAAGAAGGAGUGAAGGGCGGAGAGAGGGAAACCACAAUGAGGGUCCGGCCCACCACCGCGGUGACGUCGCGGGGGCACGUGAGCGAGGCUCUCCAGUGACGGCGUGUGGAGGGCAGGAAAAGCAGUUUUUAAAGCCGCUGGUGCCGUUUUGGGGUUUUUGCGCGAGGUGCUCCUCCAAAACAACCACAGAACCACAGACGCGCGGCUCGGGGCUCGGCGUGGCCGGAACGUCAAUGGUUAAUGGUCGCGGGCCAGCAGCACCAGUCACAAGGACGGGCGCUAAAGGAGACGUGUCAAGGUUCACAGAAACCGCCGAGGAGCGAGAGCCGGUCCCGGCAUGGCGUCCAACAGCCUCUUCAGCACCGUCACACCAUGCCAGCAGAACUUCUUCUGGGACCCGAGCGCCAGCCGGAGGUUCAGCCCGCCGUCCAGCAGCCUGCAGCCGCUCGCGGGCAAGAUGACGGACGUGAGCUCACCGGGUGCCGGCGGAGGAGGAGGUGGUGGCGGCGGCGGUGGCGGCGGAGGAGGCGGAGGAGGAGGAGGAGGUGGCCCCGGUGGGCAGGCGGACGCGGCGGCGGCGGCGGUGGUGCCCAGACUGCGCGCCCACGAGAACCGCAGCAUGGCCGAGAUCAUUGCCGACCAUCCGGCCGAGUUGGUGCGCACCGACAGCCCCAACUUUUUGUGUUCCGUACUGCCGUCGCACUGGCGAUGUAACAAGACUCUGCCGGUCGCUUUCAAGGUGGUGGCGCUUGGGGACAUAACGGACGGCACGGUGGUGACAGUGAUGGCAGGCAACGACGAGAACUACUCGGCCGAACUGCGCAACGCCUCGGGCGUGAUGAAGAACCAGGUGGCGCGUUUCAACGACCUGCGCUUCGUCGGCCGAAGUGGACGAGGCAAAAGCUUCACGCUGACCAUCACUGUGUUCACCAACCCGCCGCAAGUCGCCACUUACCACCGAGCCAUCAAGGUUACAGUGGACGGACCACGAGAACCCAGGAGGCAUCGGCAGAAGCUGGAGGACCCUCCAAAGUCGGGCCUGUUUUCGGAUCGCCUGAGCGAGCUGGAGAGGAUGAGGGUCCGCGUGGCGGUGCCCGCCCAGGCCCAGCGACCGGCGCUUAACACGGCGCCCAACUCGUUCACGGCGCAGGGACAGACGCAGAUCACUGACCCGCGUCAGUCGCAGUCGUCGCCGCCGUGGUCGUACGAGCAGACGUACCCGUCGUACCUGAGUCCCAUGGCGUCCCCCUCGGUGCACUCCACCACCCCGCUCUCCUCCAGCAGAGGGACGGGCCUGCCCUCCAUCAGCGACGUGCCCAGACGCUUGCCAGGUUCUUCGGACCUGAGCCCCUUCCCGGGCCAGUUUGAGCGCCAGUUCCCGGGAUUGUCAUCCUUGGCUGAGAGUCGUUUCAGCAGUCCUCGCAUGCACUACCCGGCCACCUUCACCUACACGCCGCCCGUCACCUCAGCCAUGUCGCUGGGGGGCCCCCACUACCACACCUACCUUCCUCCGCCCUACCCGGGCUCCACACAGAACCAGAGCGGACCCUUCCAGACCAGCAGCACCCCUUACCUGUACUACGGCGCCUCGUCCGGGUCCUACCAGAUCUCCAUGGUGUCGGGCGGGGGCGGCGAGCGCUCACCCUCGCGAGUGGCCCCCCCGCCCUGCACCAGCGCCUCCACGGGGACCUCGCUGGUCAACCCCAACCUUCCCAGCCAGGCGGACGGCGGCGUGGACGCGGGAGAUGGGAGCCACAGCAACUCCCCCACCGUCCUCAACACGGGGGGACGCAUGGAUGAGGCCGUGUGGAGGCCCUACUGAAUGCCUGACUGAAAAAGGGAUUUUUAUUUUGUUGAAAGCAGCUCGUCUCGACUUGUGCAAACUUGUCUUCCUGGAAUGUUUGGACCAAAGCGCUCGGAGUGGCAAUAAGCAGCACAUCCUUCCGAAUAGACUUUUUUUCAAAAUCUUUUUCAGACCAACGUGGAACAGGCACAAACUCCAAAGAGCAAAAUAAUCUGAAUUACACUACCAUAUUGAAGUCGGAUAUAAAUGACAUUUAAAAAUGAACAAAUAAAUAAAUGCGAGAAGAAAAGUCAGCAGCAACUUUUUACCUUGAAAUAAUAAAACUUUUCUUGAAAAUAGGACAUUGCAUCAGCGGGGGGAAAAAUCUCAACUAUGACUUUUUGACUUGAAGUAUGCCAUUUUUUUUGCAUUGUGUAUUUUGAUAUAUUCGAUUGAAAUAUACGAAUGUUUUCUUUUUCGCACAUCUGUGACUUUUUUCCCUCAAUUUUAUAACAGUUUUUCCUGAAAAAUGUCUUCUCUAAGAUGAAACAUUUCUUCUUGAAAAUGUGCAACUUUUUUCUUAAAUAUACACUUUUUUAACAAGUGAACAUCUUUUUAAAAGUACAACUUUUCUACAUUUACCUUCUAAAAUUAUGAAAAAAAAUCUCAAAUAUGAGUAUUUCUAAAAAGCACAACGUUUCUCAACAAUAUAUUUUUUCUCUCAAAAAUACAAUUCACACCCCCUUGAAUUACAUUUUCAAAAAUGUCUUGAAAUAUUUAAACUUUUCCUAAAACAUGCAAUUGUUGUCUUGCAAGAUUCCGAUGUCAAUGUGGUAGUGUAAUUGUUUUCCUUUUCCUUUACGUGUCCUUCCUUCUGAUUGGUUCUUCAAGGCUUUUUAUUUUCCGCAUUAGGCAUGAAUUUUCUUUGUUUUUUCUAUACGACAAUACAGAGACGCACUGAGCAGCGAGACUUAUUUAAACGUGUAUAUUACAGGGCGUUCCGCUUCCUGUUUAACUUAUGAAGCCAUAACUUAUGUAAUAUUGUAUUUUUGAAACUUGACUCAUCCCAAUACUUUUGCUGCGUCUUUAUGACUACAUUUUUCAAAACGGCAACAACAAAAAGCUGGUAAUUUAAGAAAUGGAGAAACUACGGCGGUACCCAAAGAAGCAAGUGCUACGCCGACAGCCAAGAUUCAGACAAUCAGCAUAGUUCCAAUAAAAGAGCUCAGGACCAGAAGAUUUGUUGUUGUUGUUGUUGUUUGAUACGUGACGGCUUUGAGAAAGUUGGUCAGAGUGUUUGACACUCAUGUUGUUUCCUUAAAUAAUCUUGUUUUUCUUUGUCAUGUUGAUGCCAUCUUGAAUCAGUAAAAGCACUUAUUGAUGGAUACAAAA
This is a messenger RNA of Hippocampus zosterae (dwarf seahorse), 3420 nucleotides long. It is a transcript of the gene runx2b, whose product is annotated as RUNX family transcription factor 2b. Lineage: Eukaryota; Metazoa; Chordata; Actinopteri; Syngnathiformes; Syngnathidae. The transcript is spliced from 8 exons. Gene Ontology annotation, molecular function: DNA-binding transcription factor activity, RNA polymerase II-specific; RNA polymerase II cis-regulatory region sequence-specific DNA binding; ATP binding. Bases 583 to 2067 code for a protein of 494 amino acids. The record is from RefSeq and is a predicted model, not a curated record. Gene Ontology annotation, biological process: regulation of cell differentiation; neuron differentiation; hemopoiesis. Gene Ontology annotation, cellular component: nucleus.